Messenger RNA from Sabethes cyaneus, 922 nucleotides. RefSeq names its product H/ACA ribonucleoprotein complex subunit 1 (gene Gar1). The coding region runs from base 184 to 828 and encodes 214 amino acids. Gene Ontology annotation, biological process: snoRNA guided rRNA pseudouridine synthesis; ribosome biogenesis. The transcript has 3 exons. The record is from RefSeq and is a predicted model, not a curated record. Gene Ontology annotation, molecular function: box H/ACA snoRNA binding. Gene Ontology annotation, cellular component: box H/ACA snoRNP complex. NCBI's taxonomy places the organism in Eukaryota, Metazoa, Arthropoda, Insecta, Diptera, Culicidae.
AGAGGUAAACAUGUGCUUAGGACGUUGGAAAAGCUGGUUUCCCGAAAUUUAACGUUAUUUCGCUUUAGUUAAUUGUUCGUAUUGCCGAAAUUAAAACAGAAGCAACAAAUAAGUGUUGGACUUGACGAAAGAAAUCGUAAAUUUAACCGUAAGUGACUCUCGCUAGCAGAUAGCAUAGAAAGCAUGAGCUUCCGUGGAGGUGGUGGACGCGGCGGUGGUGGAUUUCGUGGAGGUCGUGGCGGAGGUGGUGGUGGCGGCUUUCGUGGAGGCGGUGGCCGUGGCGGCGGUGGAGGUCGCGGCGGUUUCGGCAACAAUCGUGGCAGCUUCGGCAAUCGGGACGACGGACCGAAGAACAUAAUUCCGCUCGGUUAUUACGACUAUCCGUGCCAGGAGGAUCUGGUCGCCAAGGUGGAGGUCGAGAACGUACCGUUCUUCAAUGCACCGAUCUACAUCGAGGGCGAGAAGCAGAUCGGCAAGGUGGACGAGAUUUUUGGCCAUUUGCGGGAUUUUUACGUCUCGAUCAAACUGAUGGAUAACAUGAAGGUGGAUGGGUUCCAGCCGAAGCAGAAGCUGUUUAUCGAUUCGGCUAAGCUGUUGCCGCUGGCGAGGUUUCUGCCGGGUAAUAAUACCAGGAAACCGGGUGGUCGAGUGGGCAAACCAGGCGCGGGUGGCCGUGGAGGAUUCGGUGGACGAGGAGGUCGCGGCGGUGGAGGCUUUCGCGGUGGUCGUGGUGGCCCUGGUGGCGGCCGGGGAGGCGGUGGAGGUCGUGGAGGCGGCGGCGGUGGUUUUCGGGGUGGCCGCGGAGGAGGUGGAGGAAAACGGUGGUAAUUUCCUGACUAAUUUUCUCACUGUUUGUUUUUCCGUGAGAAUACCCCACAAUUCAGAAAUAAUGUUUAAUAAAUCGUAUCAUAUAAGUAUGUUG